This is a messenger RNA of Populus trichocarpa (black cottonwood), 1812 nucleotides long. RefSeq lists its product as uncharacterized. The record is from RefSeq and is a predicted model, not a curated record. Gene Ontology annotation, biological process: carbohydrate metabolic process. NCBI's taxonomy places the organism in Eukaryota, Viridiplantae, Streptophyta, Magnoliopsida, Malpighiales, Salicaceae. The transcript is spliced from 3 exons. The coding region runs from base 199 to 1623 and encodes 474 amino acids. Gene Ontology annotation, molecular function: polygalacturonase activity.
CAACUCAAACAACUUUUUUUUUUUAUAUAAUUUCUUUCCUUAAUGGGCCCGAUAAAUAAACAUAAUAGAUUACUGCGAUGUAUAGAAUGAACAGAAAGCUACUUGUAGAGGUUUUUCUUCUUCUUAAAACAAAAACAACCAGACAGAGAGUUGGUAGCCAAACUCAAGAAAACAACCUAAGAUCCCAAAUCUCCUCCGAUGACCACUCCAAUUCUCCAAUUAAUCUUCCUUUUAAUCCUCUCCCCUCUCCGCCAAUUACCCCCCUCCAAACCAGCAACCCCCACCAGAAUCCAACUCCCCCACCCAACUCCCACCACCCUCUCCGUCACCGACUUCGGUGCCAUCGGAGACGGCAUCCACUACGACACAGAAGCCAUUCAAUCAACCAUUAACUCCUGUCCCACCACCCCACCAACCAAAGCAUGUCACGUCAACUUCCCACCUGGGAUCUACCUAACAGCAACCAUCCACUUAAAAUCCAACGUUGUUCUAAACAUCCAAGAAGGAGCAACCUUGCUAGGCGGCACAAAACUGGAGGACUACCCAAAAGAGUUUAACAGAUGGUAUGUUGUUUUAGCAGAGAACGCGAGUGAUGUAGGGAUAACUGGAGGUGGGGUUGUUGAUGGUCAAGGAUUGAAGUUUGUUAAGAGGUUUAAUGAGAGAAAGAAUGUGAUGGUGAGUUGGAAUUCUACUGGGGCUUGCUUGGGUGAUGAGUGUAGGCCAAGACUGGUUGGCUUCAUUGGAUGUACAAACGUCAAGGUUUGGAAUGUUAGGUUAAGUGAGCCAGCUUAUUGGUGUUUGCACAUAGUACAGUGCCUUAAUACACACAUUUCUGACGUUUCCAUAUAUGGUGACUUUAAUUCACCUAAUAAUGAUGGGAUAGAUAUAGAGGAUUCUAAUAAUACACUUAUUACAAGAUGUCAUAUCGACACCGGAGAUGAUGCUAUUUGUCCGAAGACAUACACCGGUCCGAUUUAUAAUUUGACUGCUACAGACUGUUGGAUUCGAACAAAAUCUUCAGCGAUCAAGCUUGGUAGUGCUAGCUGGUUUGAGUUCAAGGGUCUGGUGUUUGACAAUAUCACUAUUGUAGAUUCUCAUAGAGGAUUGGGACUGCAGAUACGUGAUGGAGGAAAUGUAAGUGACAUCACCUUCUCAAACAUAAAUAUUAGCACAAGAUACUAUGAUCCAUCAUGGUGGGGUAGAGCAGAGCCUAUUUAUGUGACAACCUGUCCGCGACACUCAAGUUCAAAAGAGGGCUCAAUAUCUAAUCUACAAUUCAUCAACAUAACGACGAAUUCUGAAAAUGGUGUAUUCUUGUCAGGCUCUAAAGGUGGCCUGCUGAGCAAUCUGAGAUUCAUCAACAUGAAUCUGACUUUCAGAAGAUGGACAACUUAUCCAGGUGGCUUGGUAGACUACAGACCUGGAUGCCAGGGUCUUGUUAAUCACAGUGCAGCCGGGAUUAUCAUGGAACAUAUCGAGGGCUUCGAGGUUGAGAACGUAAAUAUGAGAUGGUCUGAUUAUCAAAAUGAGCCGUGGGAUAAUCCCUUGGAUUUCAGACCUUCGACUGUGAAUAACAUUUCUUUUCUCAAUUUCCAUUCUGCUUUGUAUAAACAAAUGAAAUAGCUAGGAAACCAUGAGAGGAACUGUCACUUGACGUCGUUCUUGGAUUGAAACAAUAGAGUUGAGUUCCAAUUUUUUCUACAUUUGGGGCACAGGUGUUCAUUUGAAGAGAAACACAUGCCUUGUAAUAUGUAAUAAAGGAAGCCUUGUAUUCAAGUUUUAUUAUAUUGAAACCAUUGAUAAUAGUGAUAA